Messenger RNA from Papilio xuthus (Asian swallowtail), 2677 nucleotides. RefSeq names its product Mitochondrial aconitase 1 (gene mAcon1). Gene Ontology annotation, molecular function: 4 iron, 4 sulfur cluster binding; aconitate hydratase activity. The transcript has 16 exons. NCBI's taxonomy places the organism in Eukaryota, Metazoa, Arthropoda, Insecta, Lepidoptera, Papilionidae. Gene Ontology annotation, biological process: tricarboxylic acid cycle. Gene Ontology annotation, cellular component: mitochondrion; cytosol. Bases 228 to 2594 code for a protein of 788 amino acids. The record is from RefSeq and is a predicted model, not a curated record.
ACAUACAAAUACAAUGUAUACGUCUACUUGCUGAAUUAUCUGCCAAAUUAUUCGGCUGCAGCAAGUGGUAGCAAGUAGUGGCUAAACAGCGAGUGAUACGUGUAUAAAUUUGCGUAAAGGUGCAAAAGCUGAUAAACGGCCAGAUUUUUUGUGUGAUCGAUGUGGCCUUAAUUUAUUUAAUAAGAUUAUUAAACUCAAUUUUAUUGAUAUAAGUAAGUCCGGCAACCAUGGCUCACUGUAUUAGAGUUUUGCAUGGCCAGGGUAGCAGGACCCGAACUGUACUCUUGGAGAUUCAACAAAGAUGCUUCAGCGUGUCACCCCUCACCGCAGCAGCCGCUCAGGUUGCUAUGUCGAAGUUCGACAAAGCCCCAUUGCCUUACGAGAAGUUAACGAAAAAUUUGGAGGUGGUAAAGAAGAGGUUAGGUCGGGAUAUGACCUUGUCUGAAAAGGUGCUCUACUCUCAUUUGGAUGACCCUAAAGGACAGGAAAUGGAGCGAGGUACCAGCUACCUCCGCUUACGGCCUGACCGUGUCGCCAUGCAGGAUGCCACCGCACAAAUGGCUAUGUUACAAUUCAUCUCGUCCGGUCUACCACGAGUUGCUGUACCCUCUACUAUCCACUGUGAUCAUUUAAUUGAAGCACAAGUUGGUGGUGUUAAAGACUUGGCUAGAGCAAAGGACCUGAACAAAGAAGUAUAUAAGUUCUUGGAGACAGCGGGAGCUAAGUACGGUGUGGGUUUCUGGAAACCGGGCUCCGGUAUUAUCCAUCAGAUCAUCCUGGAGAACUAUGCGUUCCCAGGACUGCUGAUGAUUGGCACAGACUCUCACACACCUAAUGGCGGUGGACUUGGUGGUCUUUGCAUUGGUGUUGGAGGUGCUGAUGCUGUGGACGUAAUGGCUGACAUACCUUGGGAACUGAAAUGCCCUAAAGUGAUCGGUGUUAAACUUACUGGUCAACUAAAAGGCUGGACAAGUCCUAAGGAUGUGAUCCUGAAGGUUGCCGGCAUCCUGACAGUGAAGGGUGGUACAGGCGCCAUCGUGGAGUACCACGGGCCAGGAGUAGACUCCAUCUCUUGCACUGGAAUGGCCACCAUCUGCAACAUGGGAGCUGAAAUCGGCGCCACCACCAGUGUGUUCCCCUACAACUCUCGCAUGGAAGCGUACCUUAAGUCAACAGGCCGUCACGACAUUGCCGCCAAAGCAAACUCCUUCAAACAUUUGCUCACUCCCGACUCUAAAGCACCUUACGACCAAUUAAUCGAAAUCGACUUAUCAACAUUGGAGCCGCAUGUAAACGGACCUUUCACCCCUGACCUGGCCAACCCCAUCUCGAAGCUGGGCGAGGCUGCCAAGAAGAACGACUGGCCGGUAGACAUCCGCGUCGGCCUCAUCGGUUCCUGCACCAACUCAUCCUACGAGGACAUGGGACGAUGUGCCAGCAUUGUUAAAGAGGCGUUAGGUCACGGUCUGAAGUCCAAGAUCCCGUUCAACGUGACCCCCGGCUCGGAGCAAGUCCGCGCCACUAUUGAGAGAGACGGCAUCGCACAGACCCUCAGGGACUUUGGAGGCACUGUAUUAGCAAACGCAUGUGGUCCAUGCAUCGGACAAUGGGACCGUCAGGACGUGAAGAAGGGGGAGAAGAACACCAUCGUGACUUCAUACAACCGCAACUUCACCGGACGGAAUGACGCCAACCCCGCCACACACUGCUUCGUCACCAGCCCUGAGCUCGUCACCGCGCUAUCCAUUGCUGGUCGUUUGGACUUCAAUCCGUUGUCGGACGAGCUGACUGGCAAAGAUGGCAAGAAGUUCAAGCUGUCGGACCCAUUCGCUGACGAGCUGCCCGCUAAAGGCUUCGACCCCGGUCAGGACACAUACCAGCACCCGCCCGCUGACGGCUCCAAGGUGGCAGUCGACGUAUCCCCGACAUCUGACCGUCUGCAACUCCUGGAGCCGUUCGACAAGUGGGACGGCAAGGAUCUCAGCGAGAUGACCAUCCUCAUCAAGGUGAAGGGCAAAUGCACCACCGACCACAUCUCCGCCGCCGGACCCUGGCUCAAGUACAGAGGACAUCUUGAUAACAUCUCCAAUAAUAUGUUUAUCACAGCAACAAACGCGGAGAACGGUGAACUGAACAAGGUCCGUAACCAGAUAACUGGGGAGUGGGGCGCUGUGCCGGCGACCGCGCGCGCCUACAAGGCGGCCGGCGCACGCUGGUGUGUUGUUGGCGACGAGAACUACGGCGAGGGCUCCUCCCGCGAGCACGCCGCACUCGAACCUAGACAUCUCGGUGGCCGAGCUAUCAUCGUCAAGUCAUUUGCCAGAAUCCACGAGACCAACCUGAAGAAGCAAGGCCUGCUGCCGCUGACAUUCGCAAACGCCGCUGACUACGACAAGAUUCAGCCAACAGACAAGAUCUCCCUGUUAGGACUCAAGGACCUCGCGCCCGGCAAGCAAGUCGACUGUGAAAUCAAACACAAGGAUGGCAGCGUUGAACGCAUCAAGCUGAAUCACUCACUGAACGAGCAGCAAAUCUCAUGGUUCAAAGCGGGCUCUGCACUUAACAGGAUGAAGGAAAUUGCCGCGGGCAAGUGAGAGUUACCCCUAAUGCAAUCCUUGCACUGGAUUUACCCUAAAAAUGGGGUAAUUUUUAUAAAGUAGCAACCCUGUGAGAUUUU